AUGUUUGCCUCAGAGAAGCUUCAGGGCCGGAACCAGACCAGGAGAGGAACUCACUCGGUUUCCAAAGCAGAGAACAAUGUGGACGAGUCCUUCGAGGACCUUCUGUCCAAGUACAAGCAGAUCCAGCUGGAGCUGGAGUGCAUCCGCAAGGAGGAGACCAUGGCCCUGGAGCCCAAGGCCUCGUCCCCCCGAGAGGAGGUCCCCGACCACGCGGCCGGCGCCACAGAGACCAGACCAGAGCCCGAGGCGGCUCCCGGUCCGGCGGGAGGCGAGGAGGCCUCGGAGCUGAAGGUCUUCCAGGCCUUCAACAUCAAACCUCUGCGUCAGAAGCUGCCGGCUCCAGCUCUCCUGGACGAGCUGAAGGAGCAGCAGGGCCAGGCGGACCCAGGGGGCGGGGCCGGGGGCGGGGCCGAGAAACAAGGUGAAGGAGAAGAACCCAGAGGAGACGGAGGAGGAGCAGAACCUGAACCCGAGGAGAAGACCUGCUGCCCCCAGGGGACGGACAGAGACCAGGAGGACAAACAGACCUGCUCCUGCUGCAGAGAGUCCUCGGCGUCCAGCGAGGACUCUGCCGUCUCUCCUGAGAAGCCCGUGGUGAAGGUGGAGGAGGAGGAGCUGUCCGAGCUGCAGCUGCGGCUCCUGGCUCUGCAGUCGGCCAGUAAGAAGUGGCAGCAGAAGGAGCAGCAGGUGAUGAAGAAGAGCAAAGACCGGAUCACCCGAGCCCCUCAGGAGAAGGACCCGGGCCCCCCCGGACCCCCCCCUGCCACCAGACAGAGAGUGACCACCAGGUCCGUGUCCUCCGCCGCUGCCGCUGCCGCUGCACAGAGGAGUAGAGCCAGGUCCAAACCUCUGGACCGGGACCGGGACGGAACCAAGACCGGCACCCGACCCCCGGAGAGAGACAGACCCAAACAGAGUCCGAAACCUGGUCCCAAAGCUCUGCAGGACCGGGGGCGCACUCCAGGGAAAGCGUACGUGACCAAGAAGAUGAUCAGUCCAGGCUCGGUGGCGAAGCAGGCGUUCAGGAAGCAGCAGCUGAGGACCUGGAAGCUGCAGCGGCAGCAGGAGGAGAAGCGCCGGCAGGACGAGGACGAGCGACGCAAACGAGAGGAGGAGAUCCGCCGGAUCCGAGACCUGUCCAACCAGGACGAGCAGUACAACCGCUUCAUGAAGCUGGUGGGGGGGAAGAUGAGGACGCGCAGUAAAUCCAGGGAUCGUGAACACAGGAAGUCCACGGGGAAACCGGGUCUGGACGCCUCCGGCAACCUCUACCAGUAUGACAACUAUGACGAGGUGGCGAUGGACACGGACAGCGAGCCCAGUUCACCAGGUGAGCCCAGUUCUCCAAGUGAGUCCGGUUCACCAGGUGAGUCCGGUUCACCAGGUGAGCCCGGUUCACCAGGUGAGUCCGGUUCACCAGGUGAGUCCCCGGUGAACCAGGUGAGUCCGGUUCACCAGGUGAGCCCGGUUCUCCAGGUGAGCCCGGUUCACCAGGUGAGCCCGGUUCACCAGCUGAGUCCGGUUCACCAGGUGAGCCCGGUUCACCAGGUGAGUCCGGUUCACCAGGUGAGUCCGGUUCACCAGGUGAGCCCGGUUCACCAGCUGAGUCCGGUUCACCAGGUGAGCCCGGUUCACCAGGUGAGCCCGGUUCACCAGGUGAGUCCGGUUCACCAGGUGAGUCCGGUUCACCAGGUGAGCCCGGUUCACCAGGUGAGCCCGGUUCACCAGUUAUGUUCUGGGAGCUCAGCGUUCAUUUGCUAUCCUGUUCUUCUGCUUCCUCAUCACGUGGUUUGUGUUUCAGUCCCGUCUCCCACACGCGUGGCGUUCAGCACGGAGGCUGCAGGAGGUUUCUCUCAGGUGUCUCUGUACGUGACGGACUCGGCUGCGUUCGGACUGGAUUUCUCUCAGGCUUUCCUCUCCCCCAUUCUGUCCGCUCUUCCUCCCCCGCCUCCCCCUCUCCCCCCCCCACCAGACGAGCUGGACCCCCCCCCCAAGCCUCUGUUGGCUGAUGAGGAGGAGGAAGAGGAGAUGCUGCUGAGGGAGACGUGUCUCAUGUCCAUGGCCAACAAGAGGGUGGCAGUGAACGAGGAGACGAGCUCCAGUGGUCCGCCCUCCCCCGGCUGCCAGCCCCCUGGAGGGGCUCCGCUGCCGCCCAGAGGGAACCUGAGCACCGUCAGCCUGAACACGGUGUCGCAGCCACGGACCAACAAGUUCACCAGAGGACACGCCCCCAGAGCGCCGCUGGUGCUGCCCAGACACAAGGCCGUGGUGGUUUCGCUCCAUGACUCCGACGACAGCGACUCGGAUGUGGACGCCUGCAGCUCCACGCAGACGGUGUUCGGAGGACUGGAGUUCAUGAUCAAAGAAGCCAGGAGGACGGUGGAGGCAGCGAAGCCGAAAGGAGCCUCAGGAUCUGAGAAGGAGAACAACCCGGUCAGAACUCCAGAGGCUCUACCUGAAGCAAAGAAGGCCGAGUACCGUCAGCUCAAAGAGCAAAUCGCCAGCAGAGAGAAGCAGAAGCUGCUGAAGGACCAGAGUCCGUGGAGCUCCAGCUCUGCUCUGACCGAGUCUGCGAUGGAUCUAUCGGCUCGAGUGACGGUGGAGGCGAAGCUGAGUGAGGCCGAGCAGAGACUCAACAAGAACAGGGAGCUGCUGCAGAGGGACCAGGCCGUCCUCAGACAUCUGCUGCAGCAGGAGCUGAAGAAGAAGGAGUCUCUGAAGGUCGCUGAGGCCAAAGUCCUCAAGCUGAGAGAGCAGCUGCAGGCCUCGGAGAAGAUCGUCAGCGCCAACAGGACGCUGCUCAAGAAGCUGCAGGAACAGGUGCAUCGUGUGGAACAUCGGGUGUCCAUCAAGAAGAGUCUGGCGGUCAGGCUGGAGCAGGAAGUGGCUCAGCUGGCGUCCGUAUGUCUGCCCCCUGCUGGACGAGGGUCCAAACGCAAACCAGAGCCGACCCAAACGCUGGUCAGUAAGCUGCCGCGGGUGGACGCCCCCCCCCGCGGCUCCGAGCGUCACUUUGCGGAGCUGCUGGCUCAGAAGCAGUGGCUGCAGCAGCUGGAGUCCGAGUACGCUCUGAAGAUCCAGAGGCUGAAGGAGGCCCAGGCGCUGCGUCACAAGGGGGUCCCGUCAGAGCCGCCAGCACCAGCCCCCACCCCCCCGCAGGCCCAGACCCCCCCCCCCUCCAGUCCCUUCCCUCUCCCCCAGCCGUCCCUGCACGACCUCACCCAGGAUAAACUCACACUAGACAGCGAAGACGCAGCUGAGGUGGACGAACCGGAACCUGCCGCCGCCCGAGGCCCCGCCCCCCGGCGCCACUCGCUCCGUCAGUCCAGCUGCUCCUUCACCAAACCCAACCUGGAGCAGCUGAGCUCCACGCCAGCUAAAGACAGCAGCUCCAAACCGGCCAAGAGCUCCAGCAGCUGCGAGGCGCCGGCAGAGACGCUGACGGGCCUGGACCUGGACGCUCUGAAGCUCCGCCCCCGGCAGCAGGCGCGGCUCGGAGAGCUGCUGCAGAGCGAGCUGCACAAACUGGGACAGCACAUUGACAGCGCCCCCAGUGGACAGGAGGUUCCUCUGGAGGUCCACACCACAGCAAGUCCCUUAGGAAGUCCAGAACUGAAACCUGUUCCCUUUGGACCGUACCACAGUCCACUACUGGUUUUCAAGUCCUACAGGUUCAGUCCGUAUUACAGGACCAAGGAGAAGUUAUCGCUGAGCUCUGUCACGUACAGCAACGCCAUCGAGCCCAGGAAGUGCUUCUGUCGCUUCGACCUCACAGGAACCUGCAACGACGACGACUGCAGAUGGCAGCACAUGAGGAACUGCUCUCUGACGGCCAACCAACUCUUCCAGGAUAUUCUGUCGUACAGUUUGUCUCUGAUUGGCUGUUCCGAGAGCAGCUCGGACGAAGACGUCGGUAUCGCCACAGAGAACUACAUUAAGAAGCUGUUUGGAACCAACACGGACCGGAUGGGCGUGGACCCGAAGGCCGUCCUCCUCGUCAGCAAGGUCAACGAGAGCAAGCGCCACGUUCCUCCGUUCACCACGUGUAAGGACGUGAGGCGGUGGAGGCCGAGGCCGUCGGUGCAGAGCGGCCUCGGCCCCGAGGACGACAGCGAGCAGGAGGCCGCGCCCAUCACGCCUGGAAGAUCCGACGAGCGCUCGAGGACCAGCCACUCGGCUGCAGACGUGGUCAUCACCUCCGACGACAAGCGUUACUUCGACAGUGAGACGGACGACAUCUCCAACCUGGAGAGCAGCGUGCUGGAGAACCCCGGAGACACGCAGCUGUGGAUCAAACUGGCCUUCAAGUACCUGAGUCAGAGUGAAACGUCGGCGGGCGAGAGUCUGGAGGCGGCCCUUAACACGCUGUCCCGCGCCCUGGAGAGCAACUGUGACGACCCGGAGGUGUGGAGCCACUACCUGUCUCUGUUCUCCAGGCGCGGCAGCAGGGAGGAGGUGCAGGAGAUGUGUGAGAUGGCUGUGGAGCACGCCCCCCACCACAGGGUGUGGUGGAACUACCUGAACCUGGAGAGCUCCUUCGAGGGGCGGGACUAUGUCUGUGACCGUCUGCUGCACUUCCUGCUGACGGAGGCGGAGUCACGACUCACAGACAAACUGUCCUUCCAGCUGAUGGAGGCGCUGCUGUACCGGGUGCAGCUGCACCUGUUCACCGGGCGCAUGGAGGGCGCGCUCGCCAUCCUGCAGAAUGCUUUGAAGUCAGCUGAUGAGCGGAGUCUUGCCGACUCCCUGACCCCCCCCGACCGGGCCCUGGUCUGGCUCUCCUUCAUCCACCUGACGGAGUUCGACCGGCUGCCGUCCAGCCUCUGUGACCCGGCCGAGUCCGGGCCGUCCCGAUUGGUCAGCAGAGAGUCCUUCCUGCUGCCGUGGAGGUCACCGCAGGACAUCAGCACGCCACUGGACAUCCUCAUCGCUCUGUUUCAAGACGCCAUCCACCGGUGCACCGACAUGUCUCUGUCCCAGAGCCAGAGGACGCUGGCCUGUCUUCCUCUUCACAACAACCUCCUCAUCCUCAACAAGCUGCUGCAGAGGUUCACACUGGGACUCAACUCCCAAACGGCGUUUUCACCUUCUCUCCAUCGUCCACGUGUUGGAAAGAAAAGCGUUCCUGCUCGUCCACCCGCUGACGCGUGUUCUGUGUGCUGCAGGUACGACGAGGCUGUGGUUCUGUGUGAGUCUCUGCUGGAGCUCUGUCCCGAGUCCUGCGCUCUGAGAGACGCCUUGGCCGACCUGCACAUCCGGAGAGGAGACGGCGACCGGGCGGUCAGCAUGUGGCUGCACGCGCUGGCCGAGUGUCCCAACAACGCCGAGGUCUUCUAUCGCUCCUGCAAGUUCCUCAUGACUCAGGAGAAGUCCAGUGCCGUGGCUCCUCUGUUCCGAGGCUUCAUCCUGUCGCUCUGCGAGGACGAGCAGAGUCAGAAGGAACCUGUGGAUGUUCUCCGUCACAUCCUUGGUUUUCCCAGCGAGGAGCUUCUGAGAAGUCCCAUCGUCAAAAAGGAUCUUCAGGAGCAACUCAACCAGCAGACGCCCUACCUGCACCUCAUUCACUGUCGCUGGCAGUGGCUGCACGGGUCUGUGGAGCAGACGGCGGACGCCUUUGAGCGAGCGCUGGGAUCCCCCCUGCAGCUGGAGGAGCUGCACACCCUGUGGCUGGAUUACCUGAUGUUCAGCGUCAGUCAGCAGAGACAGUUCUCCCACCUGGUGCAGCGCUGCCUGAGCAGCGUCCCGUCGCGCCUGGAGCUUCCCUUCAACCCAGCAGAGUUCUGGAACUGCUUCCGCUUCCACAACCAGGUGGUGACUCUUUAUCUGAACCGUCUGCCACAGUCCCAGCAUGCACCUGUGCUGGAGAGACUGAGAUACGCCAUGCCCACCAACACUGAGCUGAGCCUAAGGUUGCUGUUUGUCGAGUGGCAGGAUGGAAACAUUGAACAUGUGAAGUUUCAGACUCGGAUGUUGACGAGUAACUUUCCAAAGAGUUUAACGCACUGGAAAAUAGCGAUCGCCAUGGAGACGGAGCUCCAGGAGUCAUGUGAGGUGCGACUCCUCUAUCAUCAGGCUCUUCAGAACCUUCCUCUCUGUGCCGCCCUGUGGAAACAUGUAAUUCACACCUUCACUUCCUCUUCAACACACGUCAACACACGUCAACACACGUCAACACACGUCAACACACGUCAACACACGUCAACACACGUCAACACACGUCAACACACGUCAACACACGUCAACACACGUGUAAUCACACACGCAAACACACGUCUGUGCUCUGGUCUUCACUCGCUCUGGUGCUGAUCACAUGAUGUCAUGUGACUGUAGAUGUUUGUGGUCACACAGUAAUUAUGACAUCAGUGUGAGUCACAUGGUCCGUGUGUGAUAUCAAACAUGUUAAAAACAUAUGAGCCCGUGUUCCCUGCUGACCCCUCCUCUCCUCCCUGCAGCGCCUGCUGUUUGAGGCGGCUCAGGGCGCCGCCUCUUCUAGGUUAAAGAGACUCGUCGACCGCUGUGGU
Messenger RNA from Limanda limanda (common dab), 6521 nucleotides. Its product is annotated as zinc finger C3H1 domain-containing protein-like. NCBI's taxonomy places the organism in Eukaryota, Metazoa, Chordata, Actinopteri, Pleuronectiformes, Pleuronectidae. The record is from RefSeq and is a predicted model, not a curated record. Gene Ontology annotation, cellular component: nucleus; exosome (RNase complex). Gene Ontology annotation, biological process: RNA processing. The transcript is spliced from 33 exons. Gene Ontology annotation, molecular function: protein binding. Bases 1 to 6306 code for a protein of 2101 amino acids.